This is a messenger RNA of Owenia fusiformis, 444 nucleotides long. NCBI's taxonomy places the organism in Eukaryota, Metazoa, Annelida, Polychaeta, Sabellida, Oweniidae. The record is from the annotation of a GenBank genome assembly.
UUAGGAGGGAGUCAAGAAUGCACAAGACAACCCAAUACAAAUCAGCAUGUAGGUUCUAUCAUUGGGGUGGCGAUAGGUGGCGCGCUGUGUAUCCUGAUAUUAAUUGUCAUUAUUGCUGUACUUCUCAGACGAAACAAAAGUUUCAGGAACACAUCAGAAAGUAAAAUGGACAAAGACUACCAAAAUAUGGAAUCAUUACCUUCGGGGCGACCUGAACAAAGUAUUGAGUAUGAUGAAAUUGAAAUGGAACCUUCGUUAGAUAUCGGACAGAUUUCUGAUAGGCAAGCAACCGUGGAACCUGAAUAUGUAAAUACUGGUUCAAAGGCAAGUGAACAAAUGCAUGAAAUAAAUGGACAAACAUCAACGUAUUUAGACCAGGCUGAGACUAUUCAAGAUGGCGUGCAAGUUGAUAAUGCAGACAAUCAUGUUUAUGAACAACUUAAA